UACGUGACAUCGCAACGUAAUUAUCGCAUACUCUUAUAUAAUUGGUGUAAUUUUACCAUGGUGUAUGAUACAGUAAAGACUAAACAAGAGAUAGAAAAAUAAAUUUUAAUAAUAUAGCAAAAAGACUUGGAUAAAUAUUUUGAGAUGAGGAAGUAGAACUGAAAUUUUUUUAAAAUGGUGGCAACAUUUCUGAAUGCAGUAGAGGCAACCAGGCGCCAGAUCAUCUCUGCCGGAUACAUAUUACUGAACAGGUGGAAAAACCCCUUAGAAUGCCGCUGCCAGAACCGCGUAAGAGGGAAGGUUGUUGUCAUCACUGGGGCUACUAGUGGCAUCGGCAGAUUCACGGCUUUUGAUCUGGCCAGAAAAGGUGCUCUAGUCUACCUGGCUGGUCGCAGUCGUGAGGCUGGUGCAACGGUUGUCAGAGAGGUGACGCAAGCAACGGGGAAUCGAGACGUGCACUUCCUCCCUCUCGAUCUCACAGAGUUUUCCUCUAUUGUCACAUUUGUGCAAGAAUUUUUAAGAUGUGAAGAGAAGUUAGACGUACUAGUGAACAAUGCCGCAGUUUUCCACCACCCUCCUAAACAAACGCAGCAUAACUUAGAAAUUGUCUUUCAAACAAACUAUUUAGGUGUCUUCUUGCUCUCCUCCCUAUUGCUCGAUACGUUGAGACAUACCCCAAAUUCGCAGCUCAUCUUUGUUUCCUCGGAAGCACACAGACUUGUGUCGCUCAAAGACGUGGAGACCUUUGACCCAAGAGAGGCAGUGCAUGCCGAGAAUUUUGAUGACCACAUCAAGCUGUAUGGCAUCUCAAAGCUGGCCUUAAGGAUCUUUGCCCAGUUUGUGGCAGAGAGUUUUCCAGCAUCAGUGUUGUUUUUGAACGAGAGGUCAGCGCAGGACGAUGGCACUGGGGAUGAGCUAAUCCCCAGCGAUGACUCGGACUUGGAUAUUGAUUAUGAGGCCCCAAAUAAUGAUGAUUUAGACUUCGUCUCACACAACGAACCAUUGUUGGACUCCACGACACUCGACAGUGACGAGCCUUUGUCUGCCCAUGUCAACAAAACGUGGAAUAGCAAUGGCAUCUUGGUCACGGAAGUCAACCCGGGGAAUGUGUGGACACCCAUCUACCGUCACGCCUGGCUCUCCUGGCGGGACAUGCUGAAGCGCCUCCUGUGCUCCCUGCUAAUGCAAGAUGUGCAGGAGGGAGCUCAGCCACUAAUCCACGCACUCAAUUCGUCUUCUCUGCAAAGUGGAAUCUAUUUAAGUGAUAUCCUACAAGCGGAAGGAAGGCCAGGCUAUGACCCGGCAGUGACGCAGAGACUUUUGGCUGCGUCAGUGGAGCUAACUGGGAAAUACCUGGAUGGAACCCCAAAGGAGAUUUACAAUUUCAUUUAAGAUGAUGAUAAUGAUUGUACUUCUGUAUUGAAUUUCUUCUUAUUAUUGUUAUUUAUUAACUAAGGUAUCAAAGUAUUUUUUAUAGUUUCUUUGUUUUUUUUUUUGAGGUUGAUGUUACUGUAGGUAUCGAAUUGUCUUGAAUUUUUUGGCAAGGGUUUAAAAAGAUUCAAAAUUGCCCUAGACCAUUUAGUAAGAU
Molecule: messenger RNA, 1588 nt
Organism: Penaeus chinensis
Lineage: Eukaryota; Metazoa; Arthropoda; Malacostraca; Decapoda; Penaeidae
Product: retinol dehydrogenase 11-like
Exons: 9
Coding region: 175-1392 (405 amino acids)
Molecular function (GO): oxidoreductase activity
Source: RefSeq, a predicted model, not a curated record